GGGCUGGGGGCGAGAGCGGGUAGGGUGUGCUUCCUCCCCUCCCUCCUCCUCCUCCGGCGGCGGCGCUCAGGACAUGCCCUGUGCCCGCAGCCGGCCGCCCCGCCGCGGGGGCCGGCGCCGACGGGGGGGCUGCGUUUGGCGGCGGUGAUGGAGAGUCUGCAGCGGCAGCAGGCAGCCCGCCUGGCCCGCGGCCCCGACGGCGCACACCGACGGCCCUCGGGCGAGCCCGAUCCCGGGCCGCCGCCGGCGGCUCCCCGCCGCCUGCCGGGCCCUGACCCGCGCCCGCCGCCCGCUGCCGCGGGAGGGGAGGAGGAGGAGGAAGAGGAGGACGACGACGACGAAGAGGAGGAGGAAGAAGAGGAGCCCCGCGAGCUGCCGCGCCCCCCACACCACGAGUGGACCUACGAGGAGCAGUUCAAGCAGCUCUACGAACUGGAUGAGGACCCGAAACGCAAGGAGUUCCUGGAUGAUCUUUUCAGCUUCAUGCAGAAGAGAGGGACACCUGUGAACCGCAUCCCCAUCAUGGCCAAGCAGGUGCUGGACCUGUACACACUUUACCGACUGGUGACAGACAAGGGUGGCUUGGUCGAAGUCAUCAACAAGAAGAUCUGGCGGGAGAUCACCAAGGGCCUCAACCUACCUACCUCCAUCACCAGCGCUGCCUUCACCCUUCGCACUCAAUACAUGAAGUACUUGUAUCCCUACGAAUGUGAGAAGCGAGCACUCAGCUCUCCCGGAGAGCUCCAGGCCGCCAUAGACAGUAACCGACGGGAGGGACGGAGGCAGACUUUUGGCACAACACUCUUCAACUACUCUCCAGCUGGCACUCCAACUCUGGUGGGCUCUCCCAAAAUGCCUCUGCCAGCACUUAGCAUCUCCACACACAACUGCGGCCAGCUUGGGCAAGUGCAUGCCAUUAAGAAAGAGGAUGGCAUGCUGGCGGCAGCAGUGCCAGGGCGCAUCACUAUCCCAGUGGGACUGGCCAGACAUCACCUCACAUCAGCCCAAGCAGCAGCUGCCUCGCAAGCAGCAGUGCUGGAGCAGCUGCGGGAGAAGUUGGAGACCGGGGAGCCUCCAGAGAAGAAAGUGGCCCUGACAGCAGAGGAGCAGCAGCGGCUGGUGCAACACACACUGCAGCACAACCUUCUGGCCAUGGCUUCCCAGUUCCCCAUGAAUGUCAAGAUCUCCAACCGAGAUGACAGACAGGAGACUGCAUUGAACCUGUCCACCAACGGCAUUAGCAGUAUCAACAUGUCAAUAGAAAUAAAUGGAGUUGUCUACACAGGUGUCCUGUUUGCCCGCAGGCCUCCGGCCACUCCGGCCCCCAGUGGAAGAAGUACCCAGGGCCGACCAAACCCGGUGCCUGCACCAAACCCACUGCUCCCAGCCCCCUCACAUAGCCACACUCCCACCAGCACCUCACUGUAAAGAUGUCAACCCCUGACAAAAGUAGAUGGGGAUCCCCAGGGCCUGAGAGACUGAGCUGUGAAACCCAGCUAGGUCACCAAGGUGGGAUGUGGGACCCAAAGGUGCCUCUUGCUGCAGUGUUCAACUGUAUUCAUGGAAGUCUGGGAGCACCCACGUGGGCCAUUUUGCCGCUCACUGCCACAUGUGGGACCUCUUCCCUAUACAUUCCCUCUAAUAUGCUCAGCUUCCUUCCCAGGCAUUGCCCCAGAGUGACCCACCCCCAUAUGGCACCUGUCAGCCCUGCUGCCUGAGGCACCCCUGGGCCCUGUGUGCUGCAUCCACAUACUGCAGCCUCUGAACCCACUUCGUUGCACCUACUGCAACUCCUGUACACAGCUCGGUGCUUACACAGUAUCCUCCACAUUGCCACAUUCAGUGCUCAUGUUGUAUCUCUCAUGUACUGUCUCCCCUGUACAUCUCUCUACACACACUACUCUCCUUUUACACACUCUUGGUGCACACAUUGCAUCCCCUACUCAGCACAUCCCCAACGCACACCCCCAGUGCACACAUUGCAUCCCCUGUACACCUCCUUGGUGCCCACAUUGCGUCACCUGUUCACACCCUCCAUGCAAACACUGCAGCCCCUAUAAACUGUAACCCCUAUACACUGCAGCCCCUAUAUACUGCACCCCCUACACAGCCCUCCUGCGCUGCCUAAGCUUGCUGCCCCUUCCUUGAGGCACCCCUCAGGGUCCUGGGUGCCCCCUGGUCACCCCAGGGGUGGUGUCACCUCUAGUCCUUGGAUCUUUGACUCAGGCGGGUUACCUUGUGGGGCAGAUAUUGGGGAUAUUGGUGGGAAGGGAGGGAGUGAAAUGUUGCAGGUAGUUAGAUGGGGGUGGAGCUUACUGGGGUGGAGUGGGGUGUGGGGCUUGUGCAAUGGCAGGAUCUUCUUGGUGGGGUCAGGACUGGGAGGUCCAUAAGUGCUCCCCACCACCAAAGGUUGUCAGGUUCCAACGCAGGGGGCAGGGAGACUGGUGGCACUCUGAACUACCUCGUUGGGUCCAGGUGGGUGCUUCCUCCACCCGUGUAUACCCCUGAGUGCCAAAGCAGGCGAGUGUGGAGCAACGCUCACCUCUACCUCAGCACAGGGGGGGCAGGGCUUGGUGCUGCCAGGCUCCCCUCAGCAUUCCUGUCACAGCCACACAACUCUAUGUAUAAUCUAUUAAAGGAAAUCAGCUGCUGAAACAAA
Molecule: messenger RNA, 2659 nt
Organism: Pogoniulus pusillus (Red-fronted tinkerbird)
Lineage: Eukaryota; Metazoa; Chordata; Aves; Piciformes; Lybiidae
Gene: ARID3C
Product: AT-rich interaction domain 3C
Exons: 7
Coding region: 148-1428 (426 amino acids)
Biological process (GO): regulation of transcription by RNA polymerase II
Cellular component (GO): nucleus
Molecular function (GO): DNA binding
Source: RefSeq, a predicted model, not a curated record